UGUGGGCCAGGAGGCUCGAGUGUUAUUCCUGCGCCGCCUGCCCACGGGGGGCUCCACCACCCUCACCUCGGCCUCACUAGCCCGCCAACCCAACUCGGCGGCUCCUCCGCGAGCCUGCCGGGAACUCGCGCCCCUCGCGCUCCCCGGCCCCCGAGGGGGCCGCCUCGGGCCAUGGUGCCCUCCCAGGAGGAGCCCGCCGCCGCGCGGGGGACGAGCGAGGCGCAGCCGCUCGGCCCCGCACCCCCAGGGGCCGCUCCGCUGCCCGGGCCGGGACCCUUGGAUGGCCCGGAGGCGGCGGGGCCCGAGAAGGUGGAGGUAGAGCUGGCGGGGCUGGCGGGACCGGCGGGCGCUGAGCCCCUUGAGCCCCCUGAGGGCGGCUGGGGUUGGCUGGUGAUGCUGGCGGCCAUGUGGUGCAACGGGUCGGUAUUCGGCAUCCAGAACGCCUGCGGGGUGCUCUUCGUGUCCAUGCUGAAGACCUUUGGGUCCAAGGACGAUGACAAGAUGGUCUUCAAGACAGCAUGGGUAAGUUCUCUCUCCAUGGGGAUGAUUUUCUUCUGCUGCCCAAUCGUCAGCGUCUUCACAGACGUGUUUGGUUGCCGGAGAACAGCUGUCGUGGGUGCUGCUGUUGGAUUUGUUGGACUCGUGUCAAGUUCUUUUGUAAGCUCCAUCGAGCCUCUGUACCUGACCUAUGGAAUCAUAUUUGCCUGUGGCUGCUCCUUUGCCUACCAGCCUUCAUUGGUCAUUUUGGGACACUAUUUCAAGAAACGCCUUGGACUGGUGAAUGGCAUUGUCACCGCUGGCAGCAGUAUCUUCACAAUUUUGCUGCCUUUCCUUUUAAGGGUACUGACUGACAGCGUGGGCCUCUUUUAUACCCUGAGGGUCCUCUGCAUCUUCAUGUUUGUUCUCUUUCUGGCUGGCUUUACUUACCGACCUCUUGCUUCCAGUGCCAAAGAUAAAGACAGUGGAACCAAAGGAGGCAACAGAUUCUCCCUCUUUUCCAGGAGAAAGUUCAGUCCUCCAAAAAAAAUUUUCAAUUUUGCCAUCUUCAAGGUGACAGCAUAUGCAGUGUGGGCAGUUGGAAUACCACUUGCACUUUUUGGAUACUUUGUGCCUUAUGUUCACUUGAUGAAACACGUGAAUGAAAGGUUUCAAGAUGAGAAAAAUAAAGAGGUGGUUCUCAUGUGCAUUGGCAUCACUUCAGGAGUUGGACGGCUGCUCUUCGGCCGGAUCGCAGAUUAUGUGCCUGGUGUGAAGAAAGUUUAUCUACAGGUCCUGUCCUUUUUCUUCAUUGGUCUGAUGUCCAUGAUGAUUCCCCUGUGCAGCGUCUUUGGGGCCCUCAUUGCUGUCUGUCUCAUCAUGGGUCUCUUCGAUGGAUGCUUCAUUUCCAUUAUGGCCCCCAUUGCCUUUGAGUUAGUUGGUGCCCAGGAUGUCUCACAAGCAAUUGGAUUUCUACUCGGAUUCAUGUCUAUACCCAUGACUGUGGGCCCACCCAUUGCAGGGUUACUCCGUGACAAGCUGGGCUCCUAUGAUGUGGCAUUCUACCUCGCUGGAAUCCCUCCCCUUAUUGGAGGUGCUGUCCUUUGUUUUAUCCCAUGGAUCCAUAGUAAGAAGCAAAGAGAGAUCAAUAAAACCACUGGAGGAGAAAAGAUGGAGAAAAUGUUGGAGAACCAGAACUCUCUGUUGUCAAGCUCAUCUGGAAUCUUUAAGAAGGAAUCUGACUCUGUUAUUUAAUGUCUUAUAUACCUCCACCAGACUGGACUUGCUUUUAGAAGUUUAAGCAAGUUUUCCUUUUAUAUGAAUUGCAAAUUUCUUAUUUUUUUAAUCGCAUCCUAGGAAUAGCACAAUAAUCGGGAAAUAGAACCCUUAUUACUACAAGAACCAUUUUCUGCCACUGAAUAGCUGUCCAAUAUUUCCAUGAGUCUGAGACCAGAGACUCAGACUCAAUUUCAUGUACAAGAAAACCUGUCUGAAAGUCAAAUAUUAUGAGAAUAUGAAGCUAUCUCAGUAAAAAGUAACUUCAGAAACUGUGAACGCUAUUUAGCUUAUACAAAUAUUUAAAAAUACCUCAAGCUAUAUUGAAAGGGUUGCAGUUUGGUUAGGACUGGAAAUAUUGUUUGUCGUCUCACAUGGUGUUUUAGUUUUGUAUCUCUGUUUUAUUUCUUCUGCUAUUUGGAAACAAAAUUAAGCCUGGAUUUCUAGAUAAUAUCAGAUCUACUUAAAUCUCAAGUCUAUGUUUAAAAUUGCUCGCUGCUCUUAAAUAAACUUUGAAAGUAAGUUAUUCUGACUUGCUCCAGUGUCAAGGGACCUCCUUGGAGCAGGUACUGACAAGGUGUUCAGAAUCAGUGUGUGAGAUGAACAGGAAUGAACAGAAUCCUGUUCAUAAGGGCAGAGCAGUUCAGAAAUCAGACAUUUCUUCCAUUUACAUUUUUCCCCUUUGGAUUUGCAGUGUGUUUUACUCAAGUAGCCAGAAACACCCCAGAUUUCUGAAUUUGUUUAAAUUGUAACAAUAAAGUAAAAUAGAAGAAUUGAAA
This is a messenger RNA of Balaenoptera musculus (blue whale), 2531 nucleotides long. RefSeq names its product solute carrier family 16 member 10 (gene SLC16A10). The record is from RefSeq and is a predicted model, not a curated record. Gene Ontology annotation, molecular function: monocarboxylic acid transmembrane transporter activity. The transcript has 6 exons. Lineage: Eukaryota; Metazoa; Chordata; Mammalia; Artiodactyla; Balaenopteridae. The coding region runs from base 172 to 1731 and encodes 519 amino acids. Gene Ontology annotation, biological process: transmembrane transport.